This is a messenger RNA of Paramuricea clavata, 1439 nucleotides long. NCBI's taxonomy places the organism in Eukaryota, Metazoa, Cnidaria, Anthozoa, Malacalcyonacea, Plexauridae. The record is from the annotation of a GenBank genome assembly.
AUGGAUCAGUUAAGAUGGGUGACUCUAGGAUAUCAUUAUAACUGGGACACAAAGGUAAGUCUAAGUAUUAUUAACAGCACUGCCAAUGCAGUUAUGACCAACCGAGUUCACUCGUUCCUCUACUUUCUUAGAAAUAUUGCCAGGAAAAUUUUACUGCAUUUCCUUGUGAUCUUGGUGAGUUGUCCAAAUGUAUCGCACGAGCUAUGGGUUAUCCCAGGUAAGAAUAAACAAAAUUCUGAGAUUGAGUCAAGAAUUCGCGUGUGUUACAAAGCAAAAAGUUAUUGACUAAAUAUCGUGGUUUAUGUAUAUAGUUUUAUACCAGAGGCAGCCAUCAUCAAUUACUAUCACAUGGACUCAACCCUCUCUGGACACACUGAUCAUUCAGAGCUGGACCUCACUGCUCCACUCUUCUCAAUUAGGUAACUGAACUUUUAUUUUCUUUUUAUAACGACCACAAUGGAUUUGUUACCUUACAUAACGCAUAUGCCUAGUUACAACUGUUUUGAUAAGGGCCAGGUCAUUAUUUAUAGCGGGGGUGGUACCCAAAAGAAAUGUUUUUCUUGGAAAAAAUGUUGCUGAUUCAAACAUUAAAAAGUCAAAAAAAUAUUUUACCCAACCUCAAAUAUCAUUUAAAAAAUAAAUACCCCUGGCCAAAAACUUUACAAAAGGAUACCAUUCAGUUUGUCACACAUGUCCCUUACCACUUCUGUGACACGAGUUUGAUAACUGCUUGUGUAAUUUUCUGCAGUCUAAAGUUUCAUGUUGUCUGCACAUGUACUUUCUUUGACUUUGGAAACACCAUUUGCCUCCUGACAAAUCGGAAAAUGAUCAAGAUAAUGACUCUGAUUGAUUUACAUAUUGUAUUGACAUAUGACUGUUGACAUUGCUUUUUAGUCUUCAAUAUUUGAGUGAGUCAUGCUUUGGAAAUUACAAUACAUUUUUAUUACCCAACCCUUGAGUUGUUUUGUUUUUCAUUUACCCAACCUUUUACUCACUCAAAAUUUUGUUUAUCCAACCCUUUUCUCUUCGGUGCCACCCCCCCGCCACAAAUAAUGACCAGUUCUUAACGGACAAAUGUUAUAUUUGACAUACUGUUAUAUGUAAAUUGUUAUAUUUUCAAAUAUUUUAGUUUUGGUCAGACAUGUAUAUUUCUGCUUGGUGGUCAGACGUUGGAUGAGCCGCCCUGUGCGAUGUAUUUACGCAGUGGUGAUAUUAUCAUGAUGUCACGUGACGCCAGGUUAGCCUAUCACGCUGUACCCAGGAUAUUACGUCACCAAGAACUUGCUACAUUACUAACACACGACAGUGAACGAGAUAUAUCAUCUGAACGAAGACGAAGUUUACAGUGUCUUGAGAAAUAUCUUAGUAAUUCUAGAAUUAAUGUAAAUAUCAGACAGGUCGAAGGCCCGUCAGGAAGCUUUGCUAGUCAAGUCAAGUAG